CUAUUCUGUGACUGAGGCACUGAAUCAGGGGGGAUAAUAAAAAAGGACAAUUUUUUCCUUUCUUUCUUUUUACGUCCAUAUCUUCGAAUACAGAUUCGUGAGCUAGGUAAUGCCUGGCUACACUUUUUAUUCUCAUGAAGUACGAUGUCUAUACCCCGACGUAGUUCAAGGUAUGUUUUAGCAUGGGGUAUGCAUGGGUACGGCCGUACGGGUACCAAUCAUUUAUACCAAUACAUACAAAUGUUAAAUAGAUACCUAAUAGUAUUAUUUCUAUGAUGGGUACCUUUUGUUUGCAAUUCUGGUAACUUAACUAAUUAAUUUAUAGUCCACAUUGUAGUAUGUCUAGACAGUAAGUCAACACCUUAACAGUACGUCCACACCUCGGCAUUCGGUGAGCAGGCCGGGGGCAGGGUGUUAGCCAGGCGGUCGUCCGACCGUCCUAUGGACGGCCACUUCUGAAUUUGGCGGCUAAAUUUAAUGGAUGGCCAUGGACGGCCUAAGGGAAUAUUUUCUUUAAAUAGCAACCUACAAGCUUUGUAAUAUUUCUUGAAUACUUUGCGCCAUAUUUUUGUAAAACACGCCAUGUUUUUAUAACCAUUUUGAUGAUUCUCGCAUGAAGUAUCAAGGAGAAUAAUGUGAAACCGCUGUUUUAAAAAACAGCAAUCGCUUUAUUGCUCGAGUGCCACAUUACAGUUAUGGUAGUGAUCAUACCAUAUGUCAGUGCUUUUAUUAAUUUAAUGACGGAAAUGUGCAUCUAAAACUAAAAGUAGAAUGGUUCAACCUCUUGGUCUAUUAACUGUGGUUCAACGAAUAAAACACCACAAUUCCUCAACAAUAGGAAAUUGCGGCCACACCCAAAAACAUGUGACCAUGCCCACAAAAAUAUGUUGCCGCACUCACAAAAUUAUUUUGGACGGCCACUUUUGAAAUCCUGGCUAACACCUUGGCCGAGGGAGACCGAGAGGGAAACAGCGGCUCGGAAAACUAUAUGUAGAGUAGUUCAGUGGAGAUGGAAAAGGAACUAACUUUUAAUUCGGUCUUGAGGAAUCAAAAUACUUGGUGAUAAAAGAUAACUGAAACUGCUCAGAUUAGGGAUACUCGAUUAGCUGUCAUUUUCUAGCCCUUAAGGGAUUACCUAACCUACUAGCUUUAUGGAAUCCAGAAAGUCAUGUUAGAGGAAAUUGUGCUAAGUGAUUGAAUUGCACUAAGUUACAAUAUGCAGAUCAGUGGGUAAGCUAAGUGAACCUCCUCAACUUAUCUAUAUUGUAUUUUAGAGAUAGACCUCUACAGCAGUGAUGUUUUCGCAGGGGAACGGUGUCCCCCUACCUUUUUGCGGGGAACAGUGUCCCCCCUGCCAAAAUCAAACAUGGGGGAAUGCCAUUCCCCUUGGCUGAGAUUAAAGAUCAGUGAAGUUCGGUGAAUGUCCCUGAAACUUGAUAUACUUGCAGUCUAAAAUUCAAGCAGACUGGCACAAAAAUACUAAAGUCGGAUAAUUGACGUCCGCUUAGAUAAGUAGUUAUUGUCAUAAGCACGGAUAACGUCAGAAAGCAGCCCAGCAGGAUAUAAUCAGCAUAGUCUUUUGUGCAAUCACGAAAUUAAACAUUAAAAUGAUCAAUGGGAACACGUCUAUUAGACUAAACCCCCGCUUGUUUAACCAUUUGAUUUGGGGGGGGGGGGGCAAGGGGGGAGGAUUUGAACAACUUUACUUGCCUGACGGGGAGGAUGUGAUGUCACAAGAUCACCCCGGGGUGUGGACAUUUGAUCUUUCACAGCAGCCCUUGGCCGGACAAUUUUGAAUAUUUUUUAUUCACACGUAAAUGCAUGGGAACGAGUCCAUGUCACUGGCCUAUACAACUUUGUACCCAGGUCUUCUGCACUUAGAUUGUUACAACAGGCAAUUUAAUAGUCGAUCAGCUUUGUUGAAGUACAAUACUUUGGGUUGAUCAGUUUGACUGUUCAGCAGUAUAACAGCCCCCAGAUGGGGAAAUAUUACGGUACCAUUUUUUGACCCAAUAUUGAUUUCCUCAGGUAGGGAAUAUUACCAUUUUUUGAUCAAUGGUGGUGACCCUGGGGUGUGGAUUUUGACAAAUGUUUUCAAGAAAAUGUCAAAUCCCCCCUUGCCCCCCCCCCCCAGGCAUAACAUUGGUAGGUGCAUUAUACAAUCUACAAAGUCAUGUUCCAGUCAGUAAACAAUCACACUCUUGUACAUGAUUGAAUGUACACUACGAUGCACGCUACCAGGCAUGCAACUAUGUGUAGUUAUACUGUAAUAGCAAACAAAUGGUUCAUAAAAUUUGGCACUCAUGUCCUCAACAUAUGCUGUGCACAUACAUACUCAGUGCAACUUCUAUAAUCUAGCUAUAAAUAGAAGUGGGUACAGGGCUGCGGAAUAUUAUUAACCAAGGAGAAAGAAGUGUCAAAGGAAGUGCACCAAUUAUUAAAUGUUUAUCCAAUUGUAUUACAUCUUUUGACUGUGACCACCAUUAACAAAAGAAUCACCCAGGGUUCGUAGCGGUCUUUGAAAUCCUUGAAAGUCUUUGAAUUUGAAUGCAUGUCUUUAACGUCUUUGAAAAGUCUUUGAAUUGUGUGAAAAAGCGAAGAAAGUCUUUGAAAGUCUUUAAAAUUAAUUAUUUAGUGAGUAUUUGAUUAUACGAUUUUCUAUAGCUAAUAAAAUAGAUUGAUUGAGCAAGGUUUUCGCAAAUAUCGACGAAAAGGUACAUUUUAAGUAAGAUGUGAUGUGGCAGGACUAAUCACUGGGCAAAAAUGGUGCUUAUGCUCACAAGUUUUCGACAGCUGAUUACUCUCAAAGGUCUUUGAAAAGUCUUUGAAAAUAGGCAGAAAAAAUCUUUGAAAGUCUUUGAAUAUUUUUGGUCUUGGAGACUACGAACCCUGUCACCAUUAGCUGCAUGAUCAAUGAAUUUGUUCUGUAUUGCCUUAUAAGAAAGUUUUAGUGAGCAAUGAGUUAAAUGAGUUUUGUUGUACUUGUUCAUAUUUUAGCGUUCAUAAAGAGAGGGUAGAAAGAAAGUGUAUAUUAGUUAUAAAAUAUCAAUGUUCAAAAUUAAUGGGAAAAUUGUUUCAACUUUUAGAUCUCCUUUCUUAAACAAACUUUCUGAUUUUGCAAAUGUUUUUAAAGCAUUCAUGGGAUGUGGCUACCUAGUAAUGCCUUUUGCCUUCAAACAGAGUGGAUUAAUUGUAAGUAUAUUCCCUGUCUACUGAAGUAACUAAACCAAUAUAGAUGUGGAGAGGGGAAAUUGCAAGGGCAAACUGCAAAGGAGAGGAUGGUGUUAGCCAGAUUAGAAAAAUUCUGCAAUUUAAUGAAAUUGGAAAAUUAUGUUAGCCCGCGACAUUCAGACUCGGCCGAGUUAAGAAAUAUCGCCUCUUAGACUUAGGAGACAUUUCUUCUCUUAAAUGAUAUUCUCGUGGCCUAGCACAAGGUGCUGAUUGGCUCGAGCUAAGCUGAAACCUUUGAAGGCAAACAUAUUUUAGGAUAUUUUGCAUAUGGCAUCAUUAGACAUUACAACACUGCCGAAUUUUUUACUGAACACCCUUGAGAGCUAACAUCCUGGAGAGCCGACAGCCCUUUGUUACUUUGGUUACGGUGUAUAUGGACGUUCUUUAGUCUCGUGCCGGGAAAUAAUAUUUCUGGAAAUUAAAUUUUUCCCAACAAAAUAAGAAUUAAUAAUGAAGCACCAAGCAGGUGUUUAAAUGCGAAAGUUUGAUGUUUUGGGGUCCAUUGAAGUCCAUUCGUUCUGUCCUUCCUGUCUCAUGUCAAAAGUGAAAGGAUCUUGAUUGGAAGUAGGAUUAUCCUAUUUUUUUACAUGAUUAUAUUUCCUUUGACUUAGUCAAGUGGUGACAAGAAUAGGAUGAAUGUGUGAUUAUCUUCAUUUAUAGUCGUGCAUGCACAUAAUUGAUGACUGUGUACAAACCAGCCAGGCCCUUGUUGAAGCAGAAAAGACGAACGGAGAAUGAGGGCCUGCAAGAAAACCCGGCAUUCCUGACUAAACACCGUUCAUUUUUGAAUAUAGAAUGUGAUUGGUCAAUGCCAUGUGUUAAUUGACAUAUUUACACCCAAGCGACACUUACAUUUACUAUUAUUAUAUUACAUUACAUUUCGUCGUCUUGAAUGACGUGUUACUUUUCUUUCGGGCCCCUCAUUCUCCGUUCGUCUUUUCCAUAGAUAUAGGAGAUAUAGAUUGCUAACGCAUACCUAGCGCAGGCGGGGCCUACAUGAUAAAUCCAAGAUGGCGGUACAAGAGGGCAAAAAGACUAUAGAUUCUAUUACGAAAAUCAAGAUUUUUGCAUUUUUUGCCGUCGCAUUGUUUUGAAACUUAUUCGGUCAAAUUUUAUGGUAAAGAGAAACGUACCGCGAAGAUUUUGAGCAUAUAUAUGAUUGAAUUGGAUGAAAACUCGCAAAAUUAUCCAGCGAUAAAAGUUCGUGUGAAAGUGGUCAGUUGGAGCGUUUUAUUGCCAGAAAUACUGUGCUAUGUUAACAUCUAGUCUUGUGAAUGGUGUUUUAUACUUGCAUCUUUCAUCAUCAUCUGCUCUGUCCUCAUAAUUAUGAAAAAUGAACUGUUAUGUACCGCCCCCCCCCCCCCCUCCUUGCUUGUUAGAGAAGUAAACUGAUGAGUGCACUGGAUAAGGGUCUAUCAUCUAUGGUCUGUUAUAAUUUGCUUUCUAUGCAAAUAGUGAGCAAAAAUUAAAGCAAAACUGUACAAGUUACAUAUAUAGUACAUAUCAGUACUAUACACGAACUUUUAUCGCAGGAUAAUUUUGCGAGUUUUCAUCCAAUUCAAUCAUAAAUAUGCUCCAAAUCUUCGCGGUAAGUUUCUCUUUACCAUAAAAUUUGACCGAAUAAGUUUCAAAACAAUGCGACGGCAAAAAAUGCAAAAGCUUGAUUUUCGUAAUAGAAUCUAUAGUCUUUUUGCCCUCUUGUACCGCCAUCUUGGAUUUAUCAUGUAGGCCCCGCCUGCGCUAGGUAUGCGUUAGCAAUCUAGAUCUCCUAUAUCUAUGGUCUUUUCCGCUUCAACGAGGGCCUGCCAUAUGCAGGUUAUUUUUUAUCAAUGACGUCAUUCGUGCGUGGCUCGCCAUAAGAUCUGCAUGGUUAAGUAUACCAUACUGACUACCGAUGCAAAGCAGAAUAAAUUACACUGUAUCACUUUUCUUAUUUCAGCUUGGUAUUAUAGGACUGGUAGUUAUUGCGUACAUCACAGAUCACUGUUGUGUCCUGAUCGUGAAAUGUAAGCAAGCUGCCAUUGAUCAAAUCAUAAACUCAACCUGUCCAUAUGAUGACGAAAGUCAAGAAUCUAGGAUACUCAAAAAGCGAAAACUAAAACAAAGACGAAAUCUUGAACUGGCAAUGACCUAUGGUGACCUGGGCCAGAUAGCGUUAGGCCAGUGGGGUUGUCGUAUUAUAAAUACAGCUCUUAUUAUAACUCAAUUCAGUUUUUGUGUUGAUAUUUUUAUUUUCAUGGGAAAUACAAUUUCCAGGAUGUUUCCAGUUUCAAAUGUUAAUCAAACUCACACUGCAGAGAAUUCAAGUGUAUUGCUGACAUCAUCAAGGAUGAACCACGAAGGCGCACCAAAUGCUAUAUUUCUCAUCUUAAUUCCAUUCCCAAUAGUUUUAUUACAAACUUAUGUCCGCAAUAUCAGAAGUCUUGGACCACUAAGUGCGAUUGCAAAUGCCUGUAUAAUUCUCGGAUUCUUUUCAAUUUUUGGAUUUAUUUUCAAAGGUAAGUAUAUUAUUAUCCAUAUCGCUACAUAUAUUUAAAUAAUCCAUGAAAAAAAUUCAAUCGAAGAAUGUUUAAUCAAUAUCUGUAAAUCGGAUACAGAUUUCGUCAUGAUUUACAUAAACGUUAGCAUCGAUUUUCUCGGCCAAAACAAAUCAUUAAAACGGAUAAAAUGAACAAACGUUCAAGUCUUCGAAAAUGGUUUUCGUAUAGGAAACCGAAACGUCAGACAAAACUUAUUUAAUUUUAUAAUAAUCUAGAAGAACAAUAAAACAAACAAAAAACAAAUCAUAUUGCCAAAAUAGAUGGUAAUAGGCCCUUUCAAGGUUAAGAACGCCAUCUUGAAUCUAUUGUUUUCACCAUUGUGUUUGCACCCCCUGCAAAUUUACCUAUAGGGAAUUCCAUUGUGUUUGCACGCUUUGGCGUCGUUAACCUUGAAAGGGCCUAUUAUUUAUUAAUUUGACUAUUUAUAUGCAUUUGUAUUUUGAGUAAUAUAACGCAUUCGAUCUGUAUCUGAUUUUCUACCGCUUGCCUUGUAAAUCAGAAGAGAUCGGCUGCUCGUGUUUUACUUUAGUGAUAUUACAUACAGUAACAUUUCAUUAACAAACGUGAUUCCAGAAAAGUGGCUUGGCCAAAAACUAUUCAAACGAUACUCAACUACACUUGUUUUACCAAGUGCUUUUGAACAAUAAAUUCAAUUUUGAGUGCCGCUUUUUUAUCAUUUAAAAAGAUGAUUUUCUUUUGAUUUACCUAUGAAAAUAGUUUACGAAUGAGCAAAGCCAAAGAGUGAACAAUUUAGGACAGCGUGCCCAUGAAUUUAAAAGCAAUAAUUUUUGUCCACAAAUGUUUCCGUCUUUAUCAAAGUGAACGUGCUGCCUUCUAUACAGUGAAUUAUUGUUUCGAUAAAACACCUCAAAAAUAAUAUAGCGUUUCAGUUUGUGAUCUUUUACUGUUGGACUUGUUCGGUUCCAAUGUUGGUAUUGCAAUGAAGCAUGCACUCAGACGUUUCGAUCAAAGGCCCUUCGUCUGGUAGUUACUGCCGCAUAUUUAUGCUACUUUUAUGAUACUCCCCAGAAGGCUUAUUUAUGUCGGCAUGUUUUGAGCAAUUGAAGGUCAAACAAAGAUGGUGAAAAGUAAGAUUCAGGUCAACUUGGUACAUUGUGUUUCUAAGAUCCAAGCCAUACACGUACGUGGUACACGAUGUAAGGUGGGCAUAAUGAGAAGGUGGACCAGUGGUCUUAUUACAGAUGGGGUCUUGUUACAGUACGGAGGCGCCUUUAGAUGGGCAUAUAUUUUUAAAAGUGUGCGGGGGCUUAGUACUAAGCCUUAGUAGAGGAUUUACGGUAGUUGCGUCGUCCAACGAAAUUUUGUUAGCGCCCAGUGGUUCCAUAUUUUCUGUCAAACACAAGAUGAUAGAAGAUGGUAAAAGUAGUAUUCAGGUCAACGGUAAAACUUUUACCAUCUUACAUCUCUUUGUUAUACACAGGUUUGUGAGAGAAGUACACAGUUCAAAAACGUCACAUGCAUAAACUGAAAAUUGUGCAAAAUUUGUGACAAACCAGAGGACUCCAAACUACCGAUAACGUAAAGUCGUCACAAAUUAUGCGGAAUUUUCAGUUUAGUGGACAUUUUAGAACUGUCCACUGUUUUUAUAUACACUCUGUAUUGAUAUAGAGAUAAUUAAUUAUACAGAAGUUUGGUUCUGGCGCAAUGGGCUGCUAAUCGAAUAUUUAUUUUCUUUAAAGAUAUAGAUUUUGGCAAUAUCCAUAAAAUUCGCUUCUGGAAUUUUUCUACUUUUCCAAUAUUCUUUGGGCAACUGGUUGGAGCUUAUGAAGGAAUUGGAACAGUUGAGUGCCUGUUUUGUUGUAGUAAAUGAAACCUUCCCCCAUCUGGGUGGGGGAUUUAAUAUGGUCCAAUCCUUUGCAUACAAGUAGUUCCAAAAGUAAGUAGCAAUAAUUUGAAGGCUGCUGUGGAACUGUGUGCCAUAGUGCUGUGCAAACCCCGGUUGUUCAGCUCCGGCAGAACUCCGGCGCAUGGCACUACUGUGUGGUAAAAUGUUUAAGCAUUACAGCUUCUAACACUCAUGGUAUAUAUAUGGUUCAGGAUAGUGUUGUGAACUGCAUGGCGAUUAGUGACCGAUGCAUUAGGCGAUUUAUUUGCAUGUUGAACAUGAGUGAGUAGAUGUAAGUCAUUUUAAGCUUAAUGACCAUUAUUGGACAGUUAAUUAUUAACUCAAUCGUGUUCUUUAACAAUAGGGAAAAAUGCUCAUAGAAGUCAAAUCAUUUGUUAUGAAGCUAUUUAAAACCACCGAUAAAACGCCACCAGUGUUUAGUAAUAAAAUGUAUAAUCGAGGCGAGAUUUUUAGCAUUUAUAGAUUGUUUAGGCUACUUGUACUCUUGUCUUAUUUAGAUCCUUCCAAUCGAAGCAAGCAUGAACGAAAAUCGUGGUAACUACAGAAAAUAUCUUCAUGGAGUAAUAUUUCUAAUGUCAGUCAUAUUUGGUAGUUCUGGUAUCUUUGGUUAUAUUCACUUUACCGACAAUGUUGAUCAGUUAGUCAGUGAUAACCUACCAUAUGGACCAUUAUCUGUAGCACUUCAGGUUACUCUAUGUAUUGCUGUUCUCUUUACCUACCCUCUACAAAUGUACCCAAUUGUAGAAAUUGCGGAAAACUUUUUAUUUAAAGAGACAAAAAAAAGAAGUACUCUCAUCACAAGUUUUAACCAAGAGGAUGAAGAUCUUCAGCAUGAUAAGGCGAAUGUACAAUAUAGGGGUUUAGUACCAGGGGAUGAAAGUUCCGAAGAGGAAUCACUGGAGGAACCAGAUUGUGGUGACGGAGAAAGUUCUGCGCAUGUCAGUAGUAGCAACGAGGGUUCUGCAUUGCAGAAGAGUGAUAGUGCAGUCGUCCAGAGGCCUGGACACUUGUGUAAAUGUGACAUGGUAAUUAAUAUUCAUUACUUAUUAAACAAGCUUAUACUGUAGAGGAGAAGGGGGAAAUACACAAGGGCACCCGGUGAAGCUUAAUCGUGUGAAUAUCUACAGUAGCCUAUAAGACUAUGAAGACCUAUGUGACCCAUUCUGUGAACUAACUUAGUGACUAUUAUAUAUGAAUGGUAUAGUGAACUAACUUAGUGACUAUUAUAUAUAAAUGUGUAAAGCUUGAUCCCAUUUUCCCAUUUCUUCUCUACUUCAUGGCAGUGGUGGAUCCAGCAAAGUUUUUUUUUGGGGGUGCUAACCAAUGGCGAAACGAGCUCUGAAGGCGCGAGAUUUCUAGGGUGGUCCGGGGGCAUACUCCCCUGGAAAAUUUUAAAAAUUUGGGUCUCUGAAAUGGCAUUUCCAGCAUUCUGAGAAAACAUACUGAAAAUUUUUAGAUUCUCAAAACAUUUAAAAAUUCAGAAUAUUUAAUAUUGGCUAUUCUGCUAUUGUCAACUGGUGAUACGCAACUGAAUUCCUUAACAUAAGUUGGUUAGAAUUAGGAUAAACGUCAUUUUUGCACCCCCCCCCCCCCAUGCACCCCUGUUGACCAGAGCCUCGGGGGGGGGGGUAUCACUGGCGCGUAUCACUGGAUUAUAGUCGUGGCAAUGGAAGUAUUCCCAGAAUAUUCUACCACCAAUUCAUUUGCCAAGUUAUUUGAAAUUUGAUAACUUAAUUCCUGUAUAAUUGAUAAACUUCCUGUUGAAUGUACCAAUCACCUUUGGUUUGAGUUCAAUUGAUCAGUCAUAAAGGAAAUGACCAGAAAUAAUCAAAUACACUAAGUUGCAGAUAAAUGAUCAAAUGUCUCAAAUGAAUUGGUUCCUGUGAACAAAUGGAUAUUUUAGGAGCACUUCCAUUGCCAAGACUGUAGUCGGGAGUAGCCGUGGCUGGCUUUAUAUACCUUUGUUUAAUACACUACAAAACUACUUGAUAAUUUAAAUAAUGACAUAUAGGAAGUUAGUUAUUUGAACUAAUAAUUUGGAUGAAUCGUAUCACUUUUUCACGACCAACAAGUACUUGUCAGGCUAACAAUUAUAUCAGUAUACUUCUUACUUUGAUUUCUUGAAACAAUACAUACAUUUAUCCAGUGUGGUGAGUGAGCUUCUCUAUGUUUGUAGGGCUGCUUGUAUAAAAAAGUAGUUCAAGUUAACCACAGUUAGUGCAAAAAUUAACCAAUCAAAAAUUAACCAUUCACAUAAUUCGUGGUUCGCAUAUGCACCUUGUAAUAAUAAACUAACAACUAAAUUGAAAUAUUGUUUUUCCAUUUCAGGGUUGGUCCACAUGGAAGAGAAACAUCCUACGUUCUAUUCUGGUUUCUUUUUCGUUUGGUGUAGCGUACGUAGGUCGUAACUAUUACGCUUAUAUCACUGCUUUAUCUGGUUCAAUAGGCAGUUCUUUAUUGGCUUUUAUUUUACCUUGUGUAUUUCACUUGAUGAUUAAACGUAAUACGUUACCUAGUUAUAUUGUAGUCAAGGAUAUUUUCCUCAUUUUAUUUGGUAUAAUUGCUGGAAUUGUAGGUUUUGUCACGACUCUUACAAAAAUGAUAAAGUAGUUAAUGUAUAUAUAGAUAAUAUUUUAGUUGGUUUGCACUUAAGUCUACAUAUUCUGUAUAUUUUAAUAAUAAGAUACGUAAUAAUUGUAGUUAUGGUAGAAAUUAAUGUAAUUUUGUUGGUAAAAAUGUAAUAUAAAUGUUUUGUAAUUAUGGUAGAAAUUAAUGUAAUUUUGUUGGUAGAAAUGUAACAUAAAUGUUUUAAAAUAAUAGUUAACAUAAUUAAUAUUUCAGACAAAUACACAUGCGCAAUUCAUAUCAUAUAACAUUACCACAACGUCACGUAUAGUUAAUAGUGUUGUGAAUAUCUUCUUAAAUAUGAUAAGGUGUAAUUACAGUGAGUGCCGACCCACUGUCAAUUUUGCUCCAAACCACUCUUCUUAGGAGAAGUUGUCUCUCUCUACAUCCACGUAUUGAACCGUAUUGAACACAUAGAGGUCGUAUUCUUUAAUAUAGCUGCAUAGUAAUGCACCGUACAAUUCCGAAGCAAGUCAUACGUUAAGUAGUGGGAUAUUGUAGUUGAGUGAAUGAUCAACAACGACAAUUUGUAUCAGAUAGUCUAAAGUUUUAAUGCUGCCUCAGUUCGCUAUAAGAGGACGAUCUUCUUCAACAAAAAUAUAAGUCUUCAGGGAUGAGAAAAAAAGUUGCAACACCCUGUGCUAAAAUGAAAACUAAACGCGUAAGAAGUGAAAGAACACAACACGCAAGGAGAAUGGUGAAAAUAAAUGGAACAAGAGCAAGCAAAACCACUUAAAUCCAUUCGAGUAUCUUUAUGUGCGUUAAGUUUGGACCAACAGGAGUCACUCCUGGUGACCAUAACACCGCUUUGCACAGGUUUAUAUUUGAAAUGACAACCAAUGCAAGAAGCGAAAUGGUUUCUAUAUAAUUUGCUUUGUUUUCUUUUCUUUAAACGGAAAAACAAGAACAUGAUGAAAACAAAUGAUGAUCAACAAAAACAUUCCAAGCAGUGAUCGACAACAAGAGCGUGGAUAGAAAGUAGAAUGAGACGUCUUCCAACAAGCACACUUUCCCAAUACAAAGUACCCUUAAUUUAAUCUCAUCUGUGGGUGAUCGAUAUUUGUAAUCACCACAACUUUCUGGGGUGGAGAAAAGCGAGCUUUAUUCUGAUCAGCUGAAUAGGUUUCUGACUUUCAAAAAUAAGAUGGAUGUCCCGGAUCACUAUCCCAGUCACGAAAUUGUUGAAAGCCUUGUUCAAACAACACCACAAGUGCCUCCUAUUACUAUAUCUGCUGAGAUACCACCACAAGUGCCUCGUACUCCUGUAUUUGCCGAGAUACCAUCACAAGUGCCUGUUACUCCUAAACCUAAUUUCCUUACACCAUCACCAACCGAACUUUCCGAAGGUGGACGACCAAGGCUCAGCGCAACUUUUUUCACAAUUGGGUAGACUCCGCUGAUUGUAAAGAAAGUGACUUGGCUAUGAUGAAACCGAACUACAAGAUCAUUAUCUUAGUGCCAUCAGUCCAAUCAUGUUUCAUGCCAAGACAUCUCAGACACAUGAUAAACCAAUUAAAUUACGGUAUUGAAUACCUUGGGCUUGGAAAGGUCAUUUGGUACCAGCAAAAAGUAAAUACGCAGAUAUCAAGAGUUCCGCAGACCGUAAUAUUGGCGUACCUCUGGUACGUAAGUACGCGAAUAUCCCACCCUGUCACUUCAAAUUCAUUCAUAAGGAUAUUUCAAUUUGUUAUAUAAUUUUUAGAAAGGGAGAAACCAUGGUAAUCUUAACUACAAGAUCAUUAUCUUUUGCCUUCUUCUUCCUUCAUAGAUUGUUGUCUUGAUAGUAAAAAUAGACCCAGUAGUUCAUCAGCAGCCAAUCCCGGCGUAAUAUUUCCUUUUAUAACUUGUUCCUCAUAAUAUGCAACAUUUCCUGUCACGGCCGGAUUUUUCCUAAAUAAUUCAAGUACUUCAUAUUUGAUAUAAUUCCACAUCCACAGUGCAUGUUGUUCUUCUCGCCUCAUUGUAAGUUCUCCUGAUUCAGUCAUAGUUUUAAAAAACUCCUCUAUUUCAUUCCACGUCUCGAGAAUACCUUCUCGUUUCGUUGACGAUGCCGUGAGAAUCUACAUAAUCAUAAAAUAUGAACAAAUAAUAUAUCAUAUACACGAGAGGAAAU
Paramuricea clavata is the source of this 12376-nucleotide messenger RNA. Lineage: Eukaryota; Metazoa; Cnidaria; Anthozoa; Malacalcyonacea; Plexauridae. The record is from the annotation of a GenBank genome assembly.